UUUAAUGAACAACAACAAUAUUAGUUUACUAAACCCUGAAGAAUAUCUUAAAGAUAUCGAAAACAGAAUCAAAGAACUCAGAAAUAUUGAUUUAGGACCCAAAAGGUACAAACAACUAGAACAACAAGAAGAAUCAAUAUUCCAACAAAGCAAGGUCAUAAUUGAUCAAAACAAACCUGCAAGAGCAGAACUAGUACAAGCAUAUAUUAUUAAUUGUAUAAAAAGAGAAGAACCUAAAGAAUAUAUCAACAACAUU
Molecule: messenger RNA, 256 nt
Organism: Racocetra persica
Lineage: Eukaryota; Fungi; Glomeromycota; Glomeromycetes; Diversisporales; Gigasporaceae
Source: the annotation of a GenBank genome assembly